UUAAAAAAAAAAAACUCCUCCAUCUUUCCCUCUCUUUCAUGGGCAAUGCUUCGGUGCUUGGCUUAGUCGUCUUCAAUGGAGAAACUGAGGAAAGCGGUGAGCGAGAUCGCCUACACUCAGGACCACACUAAGCUCACUCAUCUUCACCGCUCUCUUAUCCCUGUCCUCUCCUUCGCCUCCUCUCUCUACAGGCUCGCCCUCUCUCUCCGCCGCUCCUUCUACCACUAUGGCCUCUUCACAAAGCACCGGUUACCGGUGCCAGUGAUCAGUGUUGGGAAUUUGACAUGGGGAGGCAACGGGAAAACUCCGAUGGUCGAGUUCAUUGCGCGGUUUUUAGCUGAUUCGGGAAUUUCUCCUCUCAUUCUUACCAGGGGUUAUGCUGGUGGGGAUGAAACCAAAAUGCUUCGUAGGCAUUUGCUUGGAAGGCCUGUGAAGAUAGGUGUGGGUGCAAAUCGGGCAGCUAUUGCUGCUCAUUUCUUUGAAAAAUAUGGUUAUGUUGAUCCUUACUCUACAAGUAAUUACGCUGAUGGAUUUAACCUAGGGCAGAAAGUGGGGAAUCAUCCUAGUUCAGAAACAAUUGGUGCUGUAGUUCUCGAUGACGGAAUGCAGCACUGGAGCCUGCAGCGUAAUCUGGAGAUUCUAAUGAUUAAUGGACUAACACUAUGGGGCAACUGUCACUUAAUACCACGUGGGCCAUUAAGGGAACCCUUGAAUGCACUUAGACGGGCAGAUGCUGUUGUGCUCCAUCAUGCAGAUUUGGUUUCAGAACAAAGGCUCACAGAUAUAGACUCCAUGCUAAGAGAAGUUAAUAAAUCUGUUCCAAUUUUCUUCACUAAAAUGGAUCCCUGCUUUUUCUUCAACGUGGGAAAUGUCAACUCCAGAAAACCAAUUACAGCUUUGUCUAACAGCAUUUUAUUAUGUGUUUCUGCCAUUGGUUCUGCAGAUGCAUUUGUGAAGGGAAUGGAGAAGAUAGGGGCAUUCUAUGUUGAUCGACUUGAAUUCAGCGACCAUCACAUAUUUCAGCCCAAGGAUAUUGAGAUGAUGAGGAAGAAACUAAGAGAGCUGGAGGAUGCAUUUGGUUCCAAGCCAGUCGUUAUAGUCACAGAAAAGGAUUAUGAUCGAGACCCGGGGAUUUUUGAGCACCUGGAUCCUUAUGAAAUCUUGGCACUCUGUUCUGAAUUGAAGAUCAUACCUCGCGGUGAACGCACUGAAGAUAGCUUCAAAAAGCUGUUGAAGGAGAUUUGAAAGAAAACUUACAAGGUAAAAACAGAAUACAGGUUUGCUAUUUUUUUAUUUUUUUGGACAAAUAAAGUUUGCUUAGUUACAGUAAGGCAAAAUGAAUCGUUAACCUAGAAACAGAAAAGAACGGAAAAAAGAAAACCUAACAAGGAUGCAGAGAAACAAUUGGAGAAAGGGACAUACGUAGAACGAAUACAUAUUCGAAUCAGGGCUUCUUUAUUCAACUAGAAAUACAUGAGCAGACUACAAAUACAUGGGCAGUACCAAACGCUAUGGAUUUUGCUGUACCGCUCUUUCUUCAAUUCUUUUCAGGUAGUCUUCAUUGUCUACCAACACCUAGAGGGUUAACAAGAAAUGUUUCUGUAAGCUUGCGCCCAUAAAAGAAUAAUAUCUUUGAGUUAUGCAAUGAAAGGAGGUUCAUGUUGCCUUUGCCGGUUAACUCAAGCGGUGUGAAAGAGAGUGAUGCAAUGAGUUAGGACUAAGAUAUGUUCAGAUUUCGAAUCUUUCCAACAUAAAAGCAUGAAAGAAUCAAAGAUAUAGUUUUCAUGUGGUUUUCUAGUUCCUUACCGUUUCAAAGCCAUCUGUAUCAAGGAAUGCUGUGAUCUUGGUGUGAAUUUUUGGGAGUGGACCCGGUGGUCUUAUUA
Messenger RNA from Malus domestica (apple), 1883 nucleotides. RefSeq names its product probable tetraacyldisaccharide 4'-kinase, mitochondrial. Gene Ontology annotation, molecular function: lipid-A 4'-kinase activity; ATP binding. Lineage: Eukaryota; Viridiplantae; Streptophyta; Magnoliopsida; Rosales; Rosaceae. Gene Ontology annotation, biological process: lipid A biosynthetic process. The record is from RefSeq and is a predicted model, not a curated record.